This is a messenger RNA of Trematosphaeria pertusa, 1744 nucleotides long. RefSeq names its product FAD/NAD(P)-binding domain-containing protein. Lineage: Eukaryota; Fungi; Ascomycota; Dothideomycetes; Pleosporales; Trematosphaeriaceae. The coding region runs from base 74 to 1468 and encodes 464 amino acids. Gene Ontology annotation, biological process: secondary metabolite biosynthetic process. Gene Ontology annotation, molecular function: FAD binding; monooxygenase activity. The record is from RefSeq and is a predicted model, not a curated record. The transcript has a single exon.
GUGGCUUUCGAGAGGUUGAAAAGGAGGAUGUGGGGCCCGCCCGAGAGGAUCUCGUAUAUUAGCCGACCCCACCAUGAGUGAACGCCAGCUGUCUAUCCGCGCCACAACCGCUGACCAUCGAGACACUAAAAACCUCUUCUCCACCCCAAGAAGAGCCCAAAGAACCCAAGCCGGAUCCACCAUCAUGGCUGAAUUCCCUCGGCGUCCACCCUCAGGCAUCAACGUCAUCAUUGUAGGUGCGGGCUUCGCGGGAGUGUCAGCAGCCAUCGAAUGCGAUCGCAAAGGCCACAAGGUCACGCUUCUGGAGAAAGCCGAGAACAUCGAGGAAAUAACGCGAUUUGGCGACAUCAUCAGCUUCGAUCCCAAUGGAGCGCGGUUGUUUGAGCGAUGGCCCGGCGUUAUUGAGGCGAUGUACAAGGUCGCUCGGAAGACAACGUGGCUAGACCUGUACCAUUGGAAAGGCCAGUUCGUAACUAGGCAAAGUUUCGAAGGAGAGAAGAGCUGGGGACCUCGGAUCAACGGGCAUCGUGGAGAGCUGUAUAGCAUCAUCUAUCAGCAUGCGAAGGACCGCGGCAUCGACAUGAGGCUUGGACAAAGAGUGACGGAUUAUUUUGAGGACGAAGACAAGGCCGGGGUGGUUGUGAACGGAGAGCGAAUGGUUGCGGAUAUUGUUAUCGCAGGAGAGGGCGUUCGGUCGCGGGGGCGCAAGAUUGUGUUAGGUUUCGAUGACAAGCCGAAAUCAUCCGGUUAUGCUGUGUAUCGAUGCUGGUUCAACGGAGAUGCGAUCAAGGACAACGAGAAGAUCAAACAUCUCGUCAUGAAUGGCGAUACUCACUCUGGCUGGAUUGGUCCGGACCUGCAUUUCCUAGCUUCGUCGUUGAAAGACGGGAAAGAGUUCAACUGGGUCUUCACCCACGUGGAUGACGGAAACAUCGAGGAGAGUUGGCAGUUCCCGGGGAAGAUAGAAGACUGCUUGAAGUACGUGGAGGGCUGGGCACCUGUCGUCCAGGAGAUUGUCAGAGCAACACCUAAGGACGCUCGGCUCAUUGACCACAAGCUCGUCUUCCGAGAUCCGUUGCCGACUUUCAUAUCGCCGAAGCAUCGGAUCGUCUUGAUCGGUGACGCAGCGCAUCCUUUCCUUCCAACGUCCAUCCAAGGUGCAAGUCAGUCCAUCGAGGAUGGUGUAGUCUUGGCAUCGUGCCUGGAGCUGGCGGGCAAGAAGAAUAUUCCUUUGGCGGUUAAGGCGCACGAGAAAAUCCGAUAUGAGAGAGUUCACCAGGCGCAAGCAACGGGCGUCAAGACGAGGGAGAAGUGGCACAAGGCGAAUUGGGACGAGAUCUGGAAGACGCCGGAGGCUAUCCAUUUGACAAGAGAAGCAUGGUUGCUGAACUUCGAUUCCGAGAAGGACUGCUAUGAGCGAUAUGCCGAUGUAGCAGCGGGGUUGAGCGGCGAGCGUGCGAAGCUGUAGACCUGGCCUGCAUUCUUGUAUCCCUUCUUCGGUCGAUAGACGCUAGAUUUUCAAGAUUGCUAUGAACAGUACAGAGCUGAGUGACCAGUGAAGGGGUGUGCGCUUCGAGCACUCGGCUGGGAUGCGCCAGAAGGGAGAGGCGGACUGCUCUCAGCAGUCUCCAGUGCGCUUUUUACAGUGUGAUGCAGACUUUGAAGGUAGGAGACAGCGAUGAAGGAACGAGAGACGCUUUGUGGAUGCGUGAAUGUUGGUGGGGCUAAUGGAGAGCUGCGCGUU